AUGUCCUCCCUCCUCGUGGCCGUUCUCUCCUUCGUCACGCUCACCAACGCCCAAAUCUUCACUUUGACGACCUUCAACCCCAACGGCCUCCUCCACAACCAAAAGAUCCAAGCCUCCGGUCAAGCAUUCUAUCUCGGGCUUGAUGCUCCAACCACUUACUGUCCAACGCUCGUUGAUCCCAAUUGCCCAAAUGCCACUGAUACUAUCGUCGCCGGUGCUUUGAGCGCUAUGUGGGUCGAGGUUCCUGGUGGUCAACAAACCUUCGUUCGGUCAGAAGGCUCAAUUGGAUAUACCCAAGCUCACUCUGCGUCUGUUCCUACUGGUGCUUAUCGAGGUAGAUUUGUCAAUGUGACUAUCAGUUCUGAUUGCGAGGCGAAUGCCGAUGUCUUCACAUGGAAGGCCCCCGAUGGAUCAACUGAAGGCGUCUUCGCCUGUCCAGAUGUCCCUUCCUACAUGGAAGAUAUCGCCACCUACCAAAUCUUCGUCAAGACUCCAAAGUUCAAUCUUACGGACUGUAUUGAGUUGGAAGGUUUGAAGACCACGAUCUUGCCUGAACCAGCUCCUUUUGGUGCUUGGCAGUAUGUCUAG
Messenger RNA from Cadophora gregata, 588 nucleotides. RefSeq lists its product as uncharacterized. NCBI's taxonomy places the organism in Eukaryota, Fungi, Ascomycota, Leotiomycetes, Helotiales, Ploettnerulaceae. The record is from RefSeq and is a predicted model, not a curated record. The coding region runs from base 1 to 588 and encodes 195 amino acids. The transcript is spliced from 3 exons.